UUCACGCUUUGUUGUUUAGUUAUCAGUUUCUUUCUUUUACUUGUACUUCAUCAUGCCUCCUCGUGCACCACAGACUCGUGAAGGCGGUGGAGGCGGCGGCGGCGGCAGAGGUGGUCGUGGCGGUGGUCGCGGCGGCCCUCGCGGUGGACCACCUCCUCGCGGCGGCCCAGCUAGAGGUGGAGCAGUUCAAGCUCCCACUGGUCCCGCCGCUCUGCCUGGAAGCCAUGUUCAGGCCGUGGGGGUAAAACGACCUGGAUAUGGAACGGCAGGCAGAGCAGUGACUGUAUAUUCUAAUUUCUUCAAGAUUAGUCUCCCAGAAAGCGUUAUCCAUCACUACGACGUUAUCUCGCCUGAUGAGAAGGCACUUCCGGCGCGUUUGAAUAUGGACUUGAUCCAUCACCUUCAGACUAUCGAUGCCGUCGAUGUCUUUACACCUCGGGCCGUUUACGAUGGGCGAAAGAACCUCUUCGCCCCCAGGGAACUACCUUUUGGUCCGCAAAAUAGUCAAGAGUUUGAUGUUUGCCUCUCCGAUGAUCCUAAUCGCGGAAGUCCGGGGGAGAACACGGGAGGUCGCGGUCCCAAGGUAUACAAGAUUAAACUGACGAAGGUUGCACAAAUCAACCCUGAUAGGUAUCUUUCUGAGGGACACUUCAAUCGAUCAUUAACGUCGUGUAUCCUGCAGGCAUUGAAUGUUGUCGUCCGUAUGGAACCAACGAUGAAGUACCCAUUUAAUGUUCGGUCUUUCUUCACCGAUCGGGAGACUAAAGAUAUCGGCUCCGGCCUUGUGUUAUGGCGCGGAUACUUCCAGUCAGUGAGACCCGCGAUCGGGCAGCUCCUCGUCAAUGUCGAUAUCUCGACUGGAACGAUGUAUAAGUCUGGAGCACUGAUGGAUAUCUGUCUCGAGUUCCUAGGUAGACCUGGGCAACACGCGUUGCUUAGCCCGCGAAGUGGCUUACCCGAUCGUGAACGAAUCCGUCUGCAACGUUUUAUUUUUGGUAUUCGGGUCAAAACGACAUACGCCGGCGAAAACAAGACCCCUCGAGUCGUCAAGAAAUUGAGCAGCGCAGGGGCUGCGGAUUUAAGUUUCACCUUGCGGGAUGGAACUAGUAGGACUGUGGCUCAGUACUUCCAGACCAUUCUGAACCGUCCUUUGAGGUUCCCAAACAACCUUUGCAUUGAGGUUGGCAGCGGUGCCUUGAUCCCUCUAGAACUGUGUACGGUUCCACCAGGUCAAAUAAUGCGGAAGCAGGUUCCUCCUGAGAAAACCAAGGACGUUCUGGAAUUCGCUACAAAGCGACCUGAGCACCGCCUGGCUAGUAUCACGAAUGGUCUUUCGGUCCUUCAAUACGGCCAGUCGGAAUACGUGCGCCAAUUCGGCAUGCACGUUGAAGAUACUACUGGACCGCUUACAGUAACAGCGCGUGUCCUGCAACCGCCAAAAUUGAAGUACGGCCCGGGCAGCGCGCAGCCUACCAUUACACCAAGUAACGGCGCGUGGAAUAUGAUCGAUAAGCGAUUUUUCAGACCUGCAUCUAUUGACAGGUGGAUCGUUGUAGUCUAUGAGAGACAGCAGCGUUUCAACCCUCAGGCUGCACAAGACAUGAUCGACGGCAUGCUAAGGAGUUUCAGAGACGUUGGUAUCCGUAUCACCGACGAUAAGCCGAUCGUAACUUGGCAAAACGGCCAAGGCCGGAUUGCGGAGCAACUGCGUGCCGCUGGCACUGAGUGUUUCCAGAGGACUAAACAGCGCCCACAGCUCAUCGUUGUAGUUCUUCCCGAGAACGGCAAUGAUAUUUACACUGCAGUUAAACACUUUGGAGACAUUACAGUUGGUGUUGCGACCCAGUGCCUAAAGAGUCAGAAGUGCUUCCGCGCAAAACCUCAGUAUUACGCGAACGUCUGCCUCAAGGUUAAUGUCAAGCUAGGUGGCAUCAACACUAUUCCCGAUCCCCAGUCGGUAUCGGUUCUUACAGACCCUCGUAACCCUACCAUCGUCAUGGGUGCCGACGUGAUUCAUCCUGCGCCUGGGUCUGAUGGCCGUCCUUCAUUCACUGCACUCGUUGGCAAUGUAGACUCAGACACCGCCAAAUACAUCGCAACAAGUCGCGUUCAAGCCUCUCGUGUCGAGAUCAUCGAAGACCUUCAGGAUAUGACGAAGCACGUCCUGAGUAUGUACAUGAAGUAUCGCCAGUUCGCGGAGAAGAAGACGGGGAAUCUUGCUCCUGCGCGUCUCAUCUUUUACAGAGACGGUGUUUCGGAAGGACAGUUCAAGCAAGUUCUUGACUCCGAACUUAAGUCGAUCAAAGGGGCUUGCGCGGAGCUGAAGAUCAACCCCAAGAUCACCAUUAUCGUGGUCGCGAAGCGUCACCAUGUUCGCUUCUUCCCCAGUGGCUCAGGACCUAGUGAACAGGAUAAGAGCGGAAAUUGCCUCGCAGGAACUGUAGUCGACCAGGUCGUUGCCCAUCCCACGGAGUUCGACUGGUAUCUGCAGAGCCAUGGCGGUCUGCUCGGUACGAGUCGCCCCGCGCACUACAAUGUUCUCUACGAUGAGAACGAAUUCAGUGCCGAUGGUCUGCAGUCUCUGUCUUUCGCUCUGUGCCAUGUGUAUGCUCGAUCAACUCGGUCUGUUUCAAUACCCGCUCCUGUAUAUUAUGCCGAUAUCGUCUGCUCCCGCGCUAAGAACCACUACGACCCUCAAGGGAACGUUGAUUUCUCUGAUUCUGCCACCCAGCUCGACUCAGCCCAGGCUGAGGGCGCCUUGGAAGCUUACAAACGCGGAUUCAAGCCUCUACAUGCCAACAUGGCAAGCUUGAUGUAUUUCUCUUGAACAAUGUUACUCUACCCGCUUAAUUACCUCAAAGCAAAUGACUGUUAGUUUGCUCGUACAAUCUUCGUUUUCGUCUCUCUUGCCGCGUUUAAUCCCGUUCCGCUAGUCUCAUGACAUCACACCUCUCCUUGUAAAAAAUACGUACAUUGCACGAAUACCAUUGGCCACCCGCAUUGCUUGACGUACUAUGUUCGGACUGAUACUACGAAAUGUAAUGCUGUGAUAUUCGUUGCAGACAGCAUUGACCAGUUCGAC
Molecule: messenger RNA, 3082 nt
Organism: Suillus subalutaceus
Lineage: Eukaryota; Fungi; Basidiomycota; Agaricomycetes; Boletales; Suillaceae
Product: argonaute-like protein
Exons: 19
Coding region: 53-2827 (924 amino acids)
Molecular function (GO): RNA binding; protein binding
Source: RefSeq, a predicted model, not a curated record